This is a messenger RNA of Trichechus manatus latirostris (Florida manatee), 4859 nucleotides long. RefSeq names its product splicing factor proline and glutamine rich (gene SFPQ). Gene Ontology annotation, biological process: regulation of DNA-templated transcription; alternative mRNA splicing, via spliceosome. Gene Ontology annotation, molecular function: RNA binding. The coding region runs from base 89 to 2236 and encodes 715 amino acids. Lineage: Eukaryota; Metazoa; Chordata; Mammalia; Sirenia; Trichechidae. The transcript has 10 exons. The record is from RefSeq and is a predicted model, not a curated record. Gene Ontology annotation, cellular component: nucleus.
CAUCCGCCAUUUUGAGCGAAGCAAAGUGGCCUUCACGUUCCCUGAGCGUCUUCUUCGCUUUUGCCUCGACCGCCCCUUGAUCACAGACAUGUCUCGGGAUCGGUUCCGGAGUCGCGGCGGUGGCGGAGGCGGCUUUCACCGGCGCGGAGGAGGCGGUGGCCGCGGCGGGCUCCACGACUUCCGCUCCCCGCCGCCCGGCAUGGGCCUUACUCAGAACCGCGGGCCCAUGGGGCCUGGCCCGGGCCAGGGUGGCCCAAAGCCCCCGAUCCCACCACCGCCUCCCCACCAAGUACAGCAGCAGCAACAGCAACAGCAGCAGGUACCGUCGCAGCAGCCUCCGCCACAGCAGCAGCCACCGCCACCGCCGCAUCAGCAGCCGCCACCGCCGCAUCAGCAGUCACAUCAACAACCACAUCAGCAGCCGCCGCCGCCACAGGACUCGUCUAAGCCUGUCGUUCCUCAGGGACCCGGCCCGGCUCCUGGAGUAGGCAACGUUCCGCCGGCCCCUGGCUCCGCUCCUCCUGCCACUCCGCCGACCUCUGGGGCCCCUACAGGGCCAGGUCCCACCCCGACUCCACCGCCAGCGGUCACUACGGCCCCGCCCGGUGCGCCUCCACCCACGCCGCCGAGCAGUGGGGUGCCGACCACUCCCCCUCAGACCGGAGGCCCGCCGCCUCCACCCGCAGGGGUCCCGGGCCCGGGGCCUAAGCAGGGCCCAGGACCUGGCGGCCCUAAAGGGGGCAAAAUGCCAGGCGGGCCGAAGCCCGGCGGUGGCCCUGGCCUAAGCACUCCUGGCGGCCACCCCAAGCCGCCGCAUCGCGGUGGCGGGGAGCCCCGCGGGGGUCGGCAACACCACCUUCCCUACCACCAGCAGCAUCACCAGGGGCCCCCGCCCGGCGGACCAGGCGGCCGCAGUGAGGAGAAGAUUUCCGAUUCGGAGGGGUUUAAAGCCAACUUGUCUCUCUUGAGGAGGCCGGGAGAGAAAACUUACACACAGCGCUGCCGGCUGUUUGUUGGGAAUCUACCUGCUGAUAUCACAGAAGAUGAAUUCAAAAGACUAUUUGCUAAAUAUGGAGAACCAGGAGAAGUUUUUAUUAACAAAGGCAAAGGAUUUGGAUUCAUUAAACUUGAAUCUAGAGCUUUGGCUGAAAUAGCCAAAGCUGAACUUGAUGAUACACCUAUGAGAGGUAGACAGCUUCGGGUUCGCUUUGCCACACAUGCUGCUGCCCUUUCAGUUCGUAAUCUUUCACCUUAUGUUUCCAAUGAACUGUUGGAAGAAGCCUUUAGCCAGUUUGGUCCUAUUGAAAGGGCUGUUGUAAUUGUGGAUGAUCGUGGAAGAUCUACAGGGAAAGGCAUUGUUGAAUUUGCUUCUAAGCCAGCAGCAAGAAAAGCUUUUGAAAGAUGCAGUGAAGGUGUUUUCUUACUGACAACCACUCCUCGUCCAGUCAUUGUGGAACCACUUGAACAAUUAGAUGAUGAGGAUGGUCUUCCUGAAAAACUUGCACAGAAGAACCCAAUGUAUCAAAAGGAGAGAGAAACGCCUCCUCGUUUUGCCCAGCAUGGCACAUUUGAGUAUGAAUAUUCCCAGCGCUGGAAGUCCUUGGAUGAAAUGGAAAAACAGCAGAGGGAACAAGUUGAAAAAAACAUGAAAGAUGCAAAGGACAAAUUGGAAAGUGAAAUGGAAGAUGCCUAUCACGAGCAUCAGGCAAAUCUUUUGCGCCAAGAUCUGAUGAGACGUCAGGAAGAAUUACGACGCAUGGAGGAGCUUCAUAAUCAAGAAAUGCAGAAACGCAAAGAAAUGCAGUUGAGGCAAGAGGAAGAACGACGUAGAAGGGAGGAAGAGAUGAUGAUUCGUCAACGUGAGAUGGAAGAACAAAUGAGACGCCAAAGAGAGGAAAGUUACAGCCGGAUGGGCUACAUGGAUCCAAGAGAAAGAGACAUGAGAAUGGGUGGUGGAGGAGCAAUGAACAUGGGAGAUCCCUAUGGUUCAGGAGGCCAGAAAUUUCCACCUCUAGGUGGUGGUGGUGGCAUAGGUUAUGAAGCCAACCCUGGAGUUCCACCAGCAACCAUGAGUGGUUCCAUGAUGGGAAGCGACAUGCGUACUGAGCGCUUUGGGCAGGGAGGUGCGGGGCCUGUGGGUGGACAGGGUCCUAGAGGAAUGGGGCCUGGAACUCCAGCAGGAUAUGGUAGAGGGAGAGAAGAGUACGAAGGCCCAAACAAAAAACCCCGAUUUUAGAUGUGAUAUAUAGGCUUUCAUUCCAGUUUGUUUUGUCUUUUCUUGUUUAGAUAUCAACCUUUUAAAUUCUUGCAUUUUAGUAAGAAAGCUAUCUUUUUAUGGAUGUUAGCAGUUUAUUGACCUAAUAUUUGUAAAUGGUCUGUUUAGGCAGGUAAAAUUAUGUAAUGCAGUGUUUGAAACAGGAGAGAUUUUUUUUCCUUUUUUUUUUUUUUUUUAAACUGUAUAAUGACCCUAAAGUUACGGCAGUGUACCUUGUGCCACUGAAUUUCCAAAGUGUACCAAUUUUUUUUUUACUGUGCUUCAAAUAAAUAGAAAAAAUAGUUAUAAUACUGAUCUUCAGCUUUGCCAUUCAUGCUUCUGUGCACAUUAGGCUAGGUAUUCCACUUUGAAAGCAUGAGAGUGUCUAGGCCUUUGAAUGGUGUAUGCCAUUUCUGGGAAAUUUAUUUGGAGGCUAAGUAUUGCUUUCUGCAAAUAACUGUCCCCUCGUUUUAAAAAAGAAUGCAUUUUGAAGCAGUUUCAUGAUUUGAUUUGUUUGGCAUUAUAAGAAGCAAGCUGGUGCUAAGUAUUUUUAAAUGGUUAAAUGGUCUGAACUGUAAAUCUUCAUUCAGGAAUGUGUAUUAAGAUUAUGGAAUGGGUGUCAAAACCAUUGGUAGGGGAAGAAGAGAGGGUUUGGCUAACUGGAUCUUUUAUGGCCCUAUAAUAUCAUUUCUUUGAAAGUUUUUGAAGAAAAAGUGGAAAGAUCAUUCUGUUGCAUUCCCCCCAUUCUUGUCUUUAAAAGAACAAAUCCCAAGCCCUACAAAUGGCUUGUAUUGAACUUUUACAUUCGAAUUAAAGAUUAUUAAACAUGAAUCCUUUUCAUGUAUUACUUUAAGUGAUUUAUAAAGAUGGGGUUUAGUCUGAAAAAGUCAGCUUGAAAGUAAGGAAGGUUUAGUAACCAUAAAGCAGGGCUAGCAAUACAUUUGUACUCUGUAACUUUUACAUCUCCUUGUGCUACUUCUGUUGAGCAAAAGCUGUAGGAGUAUAAAAAUCUAUUGGUUCUCUUUCUAAGAGUUAGUGGUGACUGGAAAUAAUAGGUUUGCAGAUAACCAAUCUUACUGUAAAUUUGUUGAUCUGUUUUUUAUAGUUUCCAUUUGAUGUAGCACUAAAUCUGGAGACAGUUGCUCAUGCUACACAGUACAAAUAGCCCUUUUCCCCCCACCAUAAAGCUCUUGGAGUGUUUCAGUGGUGUUGUCAGUUUGUCAACUUCAUUGAAUCUCCUUCCACUGGAACAAGACAUUUUGACUUACUAUUAAAUUAGAUGGUUUACUGUUGUUUGUUAGUACAAUGGGAGUCUGAAUUCCCAGUGUAAAUGUUAGUGGAGAAAUGAUUUGCUAAUAAUAGGUAAAGUAAUGAAUGAAUGGUUUGGCUUUGUUCUUAGUUAUGUUUCCAUUCAAAUUUGUACAUUUCAGAACUCCUAUGGAAUUCGUCUUCUUCUUUUUCACCUCUGUUCUUGGUGCUAAUUGGCAAAAGUAAAAUUCUAAAUCAAACCUUUGUUAAAAUGCUGAAGUUUAGUGAUGUGCCUGAGUACAAAAGGAAACCUUUUGUUGAAACAAUUGAGCACUUUGUGAAUAGGAAAUAGGAUAAUACUAAAAGUAAAACAUCGGUGGAGUAUAAAGGCAUGUCACCAAAUUCUGGUUGUGACUGAUGGUACAUGGUGUGCUAACUGAGGGAAAGAAUCUCAUUUCUGUUCACCAAGACACUUGGAAAUGGGUAGUUCUACCAUAACUAUGUCAGUGAGUAGAAAGUUUUGUCCCAAGUCAUUAAUUGGUAAUACGCAUGAGCUUUUUCUGACAGAAAAAAGGGUCUUGAUUUGAAAGGACUCCGUUAUAAUUUGGGUGCAUUGUAUAGUAGGGACUUUACUAAUGACAAAAUGUAAGAGGUGUUCAUGGGACACCUACAGAGGGUGAACUUGAAUGUGUGUGGGUGGGGGCUGGUGGGGAAGCGGGAAAAUCUGCCUAUAAAAUUAAUGUUUCAGUUUAUUUUUCAGAUUACAUGCCUUUCUUUAUAAGGGAUGCUGGCACAGACCCCUAAAAUAAGCUUUUGGUAGUACUGUACCUUUGAAGAGUGGUGAAGGAUGCUAAUGGAUAAUCUCCUGAAGUUGUGGCUUUUGAUACCCUUACUGUGGGCUGUAGAAUUGCUAAACGUUGUUUAGCAAAUAAUGUUGCUUAGUUUCAACUGAUAUUUGACUUUCAUCACUGAAACAGCAGUGUAUCUACCAAGGGUUAUAAGCUAUUCAGACUUUCAACAAGUCUUGUAAUGUGUAUGAUAGUUUUCAGCCUAAUGUGAGUUUAAAUCAUCUUAAAAAGUAGUUUCCUAAAAGCUGACAAUGCAACUUGGGGUGGGAAAGGGAAAAUAGUAGUUUUGAAGUAUUUUAACAUUUUUUCUCGUUUAAAGAAACCACCUGCCCCCAUUUCCCCUUCUCUACUUUCUCUCAUAAUUUUAAGAGGAACCCUGGUCGUUUUUAAACUUACUCUUCCCAAUCUCUAAAAACUGCCUUCUCUAAGACCCCAGUAUGUUUAAUAGGUAUCUGAUAAGCUUAACCCAUUGGCUCACAUUAUUUAGAGAAACUGUAGUCUUCUUUGCU